CAGAUCCUUCAUACUGCUUUACUAGAAAGGAAUAAUAUUUACGAGAAAGAAAAUUUCUAAUAGUUUUUGGUUAAAAUGGUUAACACGGAAGACGAGGAUAUCAACGAAGGAAUGUUAAAUUUAAUAAAUGAUAUUCAUUAUGGCGAUGUCAAAGGUACACAUAAUAUCGUAGUGGCUACUAUAUUGGUUCUGAAAGAUAUCAUAAAUAAUGCAGAAUGGACUACUGCUGAGAAUCUAAUCAAUAUAAUUACAAAAAAUGGAAAGUAUUUAGUGGAAGCUAUUCCCCUUGAAUUCUCUAUUGGAAAUAUGGUCCGUAGAAUAUUACAAAUAAUUAGAGAAGAAUAUACUUCUGAAUUAAAAAAUAAUACCGAUGAAACAGAUACACAAGAAUCUCUACAUAAAAUUCUCACUGCUGAAGGUGAUCAGGAAGUUGAUUUUAAUAUUUCUGUACCUUCUUUAAAAUCAGCUAUCAUAGAACAUAUUAAUGAAUUUGAAGUUGAGUUAGAAACCUGUGCAGAAAAUAUUACACAGCAAGCUUCUGAACACAUUCAUUCUAACGAAAUUAUUAUGACAAUUGGUAAAUCUACAUUAGUGGAGGAAUUUUUUAAUAGAGCAGCUAAAACAAGAGCUUUCGAAGUUAUAGUGGCUGAAGGAGGGCCGUCAUUAAGCGGUCAUGAAAUGGCAGUAAAUCUGUCAAAGGCAAAAAUCAAAACUACUUUAAUAUCAGAUGUAGCAAUUUUUGCAAUGAUGUCUCGAGUGAAUAAAGUAAUAAUUGGUACACAUUCUGUCAUGGCAAAUGGAGGAUUGAGAGCUAUUUCAGGUUCACAUACAGUUGCUCAAGCUGCAAAACAUUAUUCUGUACCAGUAAUGGUUUUACUACCGCUGUAUAAACUCUCGCCGCUCUAUCUUUACUCUCAUGAACAAGAUGGUUUUAACAAACAUGAUUCACCACUGCAAGGUGUAAUUAAUGGUGCAAAUGCAUCUUUGUUAGAAAGAAUUCAUGUGUAUAAUCCAGUUUUUGAUUAUGUGCCCCCAGAAUUAGUUACAUUAUUUAUUUCAAACUCGGGUGGAAAUGCACCAUCAUAUGUUUACAGAUUACUUAGUGAACUGUACCACCCAGAUGAUUAUGAAUUAUAAUAGAUAAGUGUAGAAACAUAUUUAUACAUGUAUAUUUGUAACCAAGCGCUUUUUUAAAAUAAUUGUCAAAUUCU
Molecule: messenger RNA, 1211 nt
Organism: Bombus pascuorum
Lineage: Eukaryota; Metazoa; Arthropoda; Insecta; Hymenoptera; Apidae
Gene: eIF2Bbeta
Product: translation initiation factor eIF-2B subunit beta
Exons: 6
Coding region: 76-1137 (353 amino acids)
Biological process (GO): translational initiation
Cellular component (GO): eukaryotic translation initiation factor 2B complex
Molecular function (GO): translation initiation factor activity; guanyl-nucleotide exchange factor activity
Source: RefSeq, a predicted model, not a curated record